AUGGCUAAUCAACAAGGACCCAAUUAUCCCGAGUUCUCCGAGAUUGAGGUCAAAUCCGACAUGGAAUAUAGGAGCAUUGCCUUUUUCUUUUACAGAGCAUUUCAUCCGCUUCUUCAGAGGAAACCAAUUGCAUUCAACGAAUUCUGGGAGAACUGAAUUUUACAGCUCGAGAACCGAUUCCUCAAGUUCCUGAAAACAGUGGAUCCGUUGGUUCUCUCGGAUAACUUCAAAAAUAAAGGUUUCUUUUUUAGAUGGAUUCUGUACUAAAUGGCAUGCAGACAGUCGCCCAAGCUUCCACCCUUUUUGUAAGACCAAUUUUUUUGAAACUUCAUAGAGAAAUUUCCAGUUGCCUCCCACAUAUGCCGCUGGCGUGAAUGUCGCAGCUCUCGCCGUACCAUUAGUUGUUCGGACAGCCGCAUCUUUGGUUUAUUAUCAUUAUUAUUAUCAAGUUAAAAAAAUUUGUGUAGGUUCAAAGAGGAAGCCACUCAAAAGUAAAGUCCAGAAGGACCAGCUCUGGGAAUGUUUUAAAAAUAUGCUGACCAUGGAAUGGGAGUGGUCUCAGCUCACAGUGAGACUUCUGAAUGAGACCAUGUUUCUAGAUGUAGUUUUUCACGCUGAUUUCAAAUCUGGCUUCAAAAGUAGCUCGAUACGUCUGUGAAAAAAGUUAGGGAAUCUUAAAGGUCGGAAAUUUAGAAUCCCAGUAAUCCAUUGACACGUUUUCAUCUUUUCCAGAUGCCCGAGGACGUUGGCCCAAUUCAAGCGCAGAUCGAUUUAGUGACUCAAGACAUAGCCUUGGGCCAAGAACAUCACUUGAACGCAAUGGAACACCGACAAUCUCUCCACGAGAGAAACUUACAAGAUUUCGAGCAUAGAAGACUGGAAAACCGUCUAGCAGAAGAAGAGCUUCGAGAGGAAUGUAAGCAGAACACGGAAGAGUUCGUGCAAGAGCUGAAGGAGCUGGAAGACGCUCAGAAGGAAGCUUUGGAGGAAUUUCGAAAAGAUACGGACACAAAGUUGAAGGAGCUGGAAAAGGUGUCCGAGGAGAGGCGGCGUGAGUUAGGAAAGGUUUGUUGGGAAAAUAUUUCACCUCUCAUAUUCUUCCUACAGUAAUCCGCAACGCUCAGAUUGGAAAAACUCAAAAAAAAAACAUAAGAUUUGCUGUUGGCAAAAUACAUUUUGGGAUAUAGUCUGUGUGCCACGACUUGAAAUUUCACGGAACGACAUUCCGCUGUGCCGCUGUUCGCCUUUGCGAACCUUGGUCGCGCUUUUAAUUCUUCUAAGUUUUUAUCAAGGUACUCUAUUUUCAUGUGCUCCCACAGCAAUAACAAUCAAUUGAAAGGGUGACCUAGAUUCGAAAGACGCUUCGCGAACGCACGCAGAGGAACAGCGGAAUGUCGUUCGGUGACAUUUCAAGUCGUGGCAUCCAGACUAUAAAACUCCCUACUUCAUCCGAUAAACUUUUUCUAAGUUCAAAGGCGAUGGAGGCACGUGUACUGGGGUGACUGAUUGCAGUCGCGACGCGGCUUUUGGCGCAAAAAACAUUCACACCCAAAAUGACUGUGUGUUUUUAUGAUUUCCAUUCUUUUCGCGCUAGUCGAAUGAAAAUAAAUUUGAAAACUGCGUUUUACUUCGUUUAAUCAACACUCGCUUUUGAAAAAACCAUUUCGAAAUCCGCAUCACGUGCUCUACAGUAAACUAGCAUCCAUCGCCUUUCAAGUAAAUUGACUGACAAAAAUUUCCUUAUGCACAAGUUUGAAAAACAGAACUACAAAGAAGAGAUGGACAUGAUGAAAAAAGGAUGCGCAGAGCAACGACGGGAAAACAUUUCGCGGGUGGAUGCCUUGAGAUUCGACAACGAAAAAAAUCAAAAGAUUGCCGAUGAGAAGAUCCAGGAGCUGAGGACGGAGGCAGCCAAUCAGCGAUUGGAAAACGUUCAACAGUCGGAAAUUGUUCAUCACGAAGUGUUGGACCAGACGGUCAAACUAUUCGAAAAGCAGGAGAAAGCCUUCGAAAGACAACUAGAAAUACAACUGGAAGCCGGGAGAAAGAACACGGAAACCCGCAUUGAGUACAUCCGCGUCAUGGUCAACAUAAGCGUUUUGGAGAGUCAAGAAUCUCAAGUUCAACGUCUGAGAGCAGCCACGCUUAAAUGGUUCGAGGGAGUUCGCGAUGUCGUCGAACUGAAGACAACGCUUCUCCAAUUGGUAUUUGUUUAUUUUCAUCAAAAUCAGUAGUUUGGCCUGUCGGAAAUGUGUUUUGUGUAUUGGAUUUUAUUUCUCUCGAAAGCGAGGAUUUGAGAAGGCCAUACACUCUUCCUCUACUGGCAAGUCCUAGGUGCAAAUGGAAAAUAUAUUUUUGGAUAAAUUCCGCUUCUUGUCUUCAUCUACGUUGAUGAACUCGUGGCUUGAUGAACUAGUGAAAUCAACUAUCAAGAAAAGCUCUAAUUUCUAACUUAUGAGAUCCUUCCGAAAGGCGAAAAAAAAAUCACAAAAUCCGUAGUCGCUCCUUUUUUUUAUUUAAGAGUAGCAGAAGUAACUAGGAACUACAAAUCCUCAAGGUUCGCCGGAAAACCCACUUUGUCCUCAAACAAGCUCUUCCCGAAAAAUGAAACUGCAAGUCACUAUAUUUGACCAAACAGUACUCAGGAAAACUGAGCAGUUUCAAACCUUCCUUAGAAAUCAGACCAAAUCAGAAAAUAAUCGUUGAGUUCAGAUAUCGGAGUACAACUUGGACAAGCCCAACAAUGUUUAUAUUCUCAAGGUUGGAAGCCCCAAUAAUCAUUCUAUUUUCAUUUGAAGUACAGAGGGAUAUGGAAAAACUCAGAAAUGACAUCAGGGCCGUCAACAGGCUUCACGACAAGGUCAGAGAAACUCUAACUGGCAGCAGUAUUCACAGGGAUCAAAAUAUUCUCAAUAGCUUCAAUGUGAGUUGGAAGAAUGAGUAUGUGUUCAGGGAAGAAAAUAAGAGAUUCAGACUGCUCGAGACGCGGUCGGCCUUGCUCUUACAGCCAUCGUGAGCACCUUCGUACCAAUUCACGAUCGUUUAUUGGUUCGUUUUUCAUUUUCCAGAAUUUUAUCGAAUUUUUUUAAAGAAAAAAAUCAAGAUUUUUCGUGUGAUAUACCAUCAUUAGUGGAAAUUCACACACAUUUCACACAAAAAAGUCUUUUUUUUCAAUAAAGUUCUUAUGCAAAAUCAGCAUUCAGUGAAUGCAGAUAUCCGACCUACAGUAUGGUGAUCAGAGUAGUAAUUCCCUUUCAGAGACAUCAAGAUCUGGACCACAGCCUCAUCAGUCAGCCUUUUGAGCAACUAGAAACCGCACUUAGGACGAUCCCAGAACUGUGCGACGAACAGAGAGCUCUCACUGAAGCCACAAUUCUGCUGGAACAGCUCUCAAAAAAUCCUGACCCUCCUCAACAGCCCCAACUCGAUGAAUAA
Molecule: messenger RNA, 3435 nt
Organism: Caenorhabditis auriculariae
Lineage: Eukaryota; Metazoa; Nematoda; Chromadorea; Rhabditida; Rhabditidae
Source: the annotation of a GenBank genome assembly